CAAGGCCUCUCUGUUUCUCUCUCUGCCUCUCAAAGAUCUAUUUCAGACUAGCUUUUAUGCUAGUCUUUCAAAUAACGCCAAAAACUGUCCUCCUCCUCUUCCCUCUUUCACCCACUUCCACUUUCUCUCUCUUUCUGCUAAAGCUGUUGUCUUAGCGCUGUAUGGGCUCGUGAUGAUUAGACUGGUGUUGGGUUAGAGACAGAGAAGAGAGGAGUGAAGACGGAAGAGAGAAAGAGAAAGAGAGAGAUGGGUUCGUGUGCAUCGGUGCAUAGGAGCUCUGACUCGGCCAUGAAACUCAGAUUAUCGUCGUUUGCGUCCAAAGACGAAAAGCUCGUCAUCCCACCCUCGCCUGUCAAGGAAACUCCGACCAAUGGGAUCAUCAACAACAACGUUGUGGCUGUUAAGUCUCAGCAGUCGCCUUUUCGAUCAGGCACUAGUUUUGGAGGAUACGGUAGCAAAGAGGAAACCUUUUUUGAUUCCCAAGCCUGGUUAGAGUCAGAUUGCGAGGAUGAUUAUUUUAGUGUCAAUGGUGAUUUUACCCCCUCCAGAGGCAACACUCCGGUCCAUCAUAACCUCUCCGUCGGGACCCCUAGAGUCAACAAGACCGGUUUUGAGAACAAAAUUCCUGGUUCCGUACCUGUAACAUCCCCAACAGAUAAGAAAAAGAAACUAGCCGAACUUUUCCGAGAGAGCAGCCGAAAUGACCGAGAUGGUGAGGACCUAAAUAUCUCAGGCAACCAGAACAUAGCCAACGGAAACAUCCAAGCUCAACCAACUUUACAGUCUGUACUUGACCUCCCUCCAAAGUCAGCACAUGGUACCCCGUAUGGAACCAACUCUGUAUGUAGUAGUGAAUGGACUGCUAAUGGAGACCACCCCUUAACAGAGAAGGAGAAACCAUUCAAGUCUGUGCAGUGUUGUCUUCCAGGCUUGAUUUCAUGCCGUAGCUUUAGUGAGAGGAAGAAGAAGAUGGACCCUGCUGUAGCUGUAAAUGAUGAGCCUCGAUUUGCAACACCUCUGGUACAAGGUAGAUGAAAGAAUCCAGGAUCUUGAAUCUUUGGAUCACAACUUCUGAGCCCAUUCUGACUUUCACUUUCUUCAGAUUUUGUAAAGUGUAAGAGAUAUCUGUUAAAGAACUCGAUAUAUGGAUCCAAGGGCAUGUAAAAAAGCAUUAGUGGAGAUGUUCUCUGCCAAACUCCAACGAGGAAUUUUACUAUCACCUUCAAUCUCAGAAAUGAGGUCGUGUCUUCCGGUUGGAAGUUUUUCUCUGCUUUCAUAAUGUUGAGGGAAUAAAUAAUGUAAUUAUGUAUUUCUUGUUAAGAAAAUAGAAAAAAAGAGUACAAAUAUGUAAUUACAUAAUUAUGUAAUUAUGUCAUACGGUAAAAUUGUUAAAUUGUUU
Corylus avellana is the source of this 1399-nucleotide messenger RNA. RefSeq lists its product as uncharacterized. The record is from RefSeq and is a predicted model, not a curated record. Lineage: Eukaryota; Viridiplantae; Streptophyta; Magnoliopsida; Fagales; Betulaceae.